Filobasidium floriforme is the source of this 705-nucleotide messenger RNA. RefSeq lists its product as uncharacterized. The record is from RefSeq and is a predicted model, not a curated record. Bases 1 to 705 code for a protein of 234 amino acids. Lineage: Eukaryota; Fungi; Basidiomycota; Tremellomycetes; Filobasidiales; Filobasidiaceae. The transcript has 5 exons.
AUGGUAAUUGACCCGGUCAUCCUUUUAAACGAGGCUUGGCGACCGCUUCAUCCUGUCAGCGUCACACUCAUACACAUGGAAGAAGAUACAUCCUUGACUCAAGAUCACUAUAUGACAAUCAACCUUCUUGCGAAUUAUGUUACAUAUGAUACACUCCCAAACAUCGGAUCCCUCUUAGCUCAGUUGGUAGAGCGCUACACUAGUAUUGAACUAGAAGCACAACUGCGAUAUGUAGCGGAUGCAUCCUGUAUCACAGGAUUCAUUGGUCUCCUGAAUGAAGUGAAACUCCAUGCGGCGCGAUCUUGUUCACACAGCAGUCAGUCUCGCGAGCGUGGGCAGGGCGACCCCCAUCUGCACGCGUGGUACCGGCGUGAAACGACUCUGGGCUUGGCGAAAUGCGGUUCAUCCGUGCUGCUAUACUUUGCCUGGCCCACAAUGACAACGACCCUCCACAACUUCCUGACCAUGAUUCGACAAGUCUCCGACACUCAAAAGUCUUUAGAAGCAGGUGCUCGAUCAGAGCAGGGCUUCGACAGAGAAGAUAAGGAAAAGAUCAGUAGGUUUGGUACUCUCCCUUCCAUCCUUGUUCGAAGAGACACGGAAAGAACUAUAGUCAACAGGCAUGCUGUAUCUUCUCGUUGUUCCGCAACAACACCUGUAUGGAUCGACGUCGAAUUUGACUACAAGCGCAGGAAGGAGCGGUAG